AUCUACCGAUGUUGUGUUUUUGAAGAGCACAUGUGCCCGUUAGACGAUACGAUGUGAGGACCCCUGUUUUAAAUUGUGACCUUUCCCUGCCUUGAAGGCAAUUUAAUUUCCCUUAUUACAAGUAAAUUUAUUAGCAUUUUCUGAGCUUUUGUCCAAAGCAACAUCAUGGGAAUAUCUGGAUUUUUAGACUACGUAGAACGCAAUUGUCCGCAAGCAUGUGAGCGAGUCGAUUUGGGCCAGGUUGCCUUGAAACGUCUGAAUACACGCCGAGGACGUGCACCUGUCGGACAAAACCCCCUUAAUUUGAUCGUGGAUGCAGAUAGUUGUUUGCACAGGCUAUAUGGAGGUAGCUUCACAGAUUGGGUAUGUGGUGGUCAAUGGAAUAGUAUGUUCCAGUUCAUUGAUAACCUUGCUAAAGCAUGCAGAAGCCACAACAUCAAGCUACUUGUUUAUUUCAAAGGAAGCCUGGACACGCAUCACACUCAUAAUUGGAUAAAACAACAAACACAAGGUCGAAAUACAGCUUAUCAAGCUCUUUGUCAUGUUCAUAAUAAAGGCACCCCUCCUCCAAAGGUAUGGUUUGUGCCUCCAGUUGCAUUAGAUACUUGUAUCCGACUUGCAUUACGCCAGUGUGGAAUUCAAACAGUGUCCAGUUUUCGUGACCAUAAAUUUGAAGUCAUCAACUACUUACGCUACAAUGGCUGCCAAGGUGUGCUUGCUCAAAGUGCUGACUUCCUCAUCUUUGACCCUCCUCAGGUUUUCUCCUCGCAUCAUCUCAAGUUGACGAGGAAGGGGGAACUGUUAACUUUACAGUACCACAUAAAUGAGAUUCUUAAGGUGCUAGACUUACACCCAGAAAGAUUUGUUAUUUUUGCAGCAUUAUUGGGAAAUCACAUUCUUCCGGAAGAAGACCUGGCAUUGUUCCAGUGGUCUCUUCUAGGACCAGAUCAUCCUCUCAAUGGUUUACGAGCUCGUGCAAACCAGUUGGUUAUGCCUCCGUGCGAUGUGAUUGUGUUAAAUAUCGCAAACUAUGUGCGCUCGAUUCCCGAUAUACAGGAUGAAGAUGCAAUAGCAAGGGAUGUAUUUAAGGCGAACAAAACCGGCAUUGAACAGAAGAUUAAUAAGUUCAAGGCAUGCGUCAAGUAUUACUGGAGUGGGACAAGGGAUGCAUGGACCCAUUCAAGAAAGAAUAACUAUGGUAGAAGCAAUACAGCAGGGGGGUAUCCUGACACCGCUCUUCAUAGUGAAAGUCCACAUGGACAAGGCGUAGACCUACAUGGCCAGUCACAAUACAACUGUAGUCAAGAAGCAUCAGACCUAUCUCAGGAUUUGGCCAAUCUCAGUAUUGAUGCAGAGAAGAUAAGUCCCUCAUGUCAGUCAGACACUGUCUCCAGUAAGGAAGAACCAAAAACAAAUGGCGAUUCAGAAUCUGUAGGCGAGGAUGAUAGCCAGUCGAAACCAGUUGAUAUCUCAAAGAUUCCAUCAUUAAUGUCUCAACCAGUAGCUCCAUGCUUCUCGGUCAGCACGCCGCCUCUUCCCCAUGUAGCACCGGAAGUGCUUAGGAUCGCGCGCCAUCGGCAUGAGAAUGCUAUGCUCAUGCCACAGGUUUUUCAGAUAUUAAGCCAGGGGGAAAUUCGUUUGGGAUACACGCUAGAGGAUGAGAUGGGACCAGAGUUCACCCCUUCAGCGUUGAUGUUCCGUCCAAUCCGUCAGAAGAUCUACGGACUUCUAUUCAGUAUUCAACAGUAUUAUGGAAUCAAUAACAGAGAAGACUUCCCCAGAGUUGUUAUCAAAGAGUGGUGUGUCUACCAAGAGAAUACACUUCAGCAACCGGAUGCAGUAGAAGCCACACCCCUCGAGUGGGUAGCUCCGCCCAUCAGUCGUAUGUGGCUGGGACGAGAGACUGAAGAUAAAUCCUACCGUUUGCGGGCAUUCUUGUCUUGCAUGUCCAGUGAUUCUCCCUCCAUGUUAAAAACUGCCUUUGUGCCACGACAUGCAAUUCUUCUAUGCUGUGUGCUCAGAUAUAUGAUGCAUUUUAACCCUCCAAUCCUGCGGGAACAUGAACUUGACGCAUUCCUAUCGCAGAGCGUCUCACCGAUCCUUAACCAGCCAAAGGCACUUCAAGAAAUGAAGAUUUCUCAUAUUACAACUCGUGGCAUACAACUGGCAGCAAUAUUUAUGCGAGGCAUUGAGGCUGCGAUGAUGGCUAACGAUGCUUGUGGAUCACCAAUCCCAUGGGAAUUGUGUUGUCCAUGGUUAUUUUUUGAUGGCAAACUUUUCCAGUACAAACUCUCCAGAGCCGUUAAUAGCAGCCACUUAAGAGAUAUGUGUGAUGGCAAAAUGGACCAAGUUGGUAAAGUAGAGAGAAUGAGGCAGGCAAUAAUGGAAGGAAUUGCGUACGACUUUGCACGUGCCCGUCCCACGUUGCCUGCACACAUGGGUAUGGACCACAUGUAUCCUUACCCGCCGAUGGAUUAUGGAAUGAGCUUCCGACCAGCUGGGCAAAUGGUGCCGCAAGGACCAGGCAAUAAGGGGCGGGGAAGGGGCUCAGUAUAUUCACGGCCGAUGAAUGGACGAGGAGGACGUUUGGAGGUUGCCGGAAUGGUGGUUGGUGAGUGGGCUGGUAGUGAUGGAAUGAGAGCAACAAGAAAUAGUGGUAGUGGCAGCGGAGGUGGUGGUGGUGGUAGGCCUUACAACAGUGCUGGACACCAGUCUUGGAGCAUGUCUCCAAGCCAUGAUCCAAGUUUCUAUUUCUAUGGCCAAGGCUCUCAGACAAUGUAUGGACCACCUUCUUUUCAAGACCCAAUGGUACAUAUGCAGAUGAUUUCAGCAAGGGGACGGUGGGGUGGAAGGACAUACCCCCAAGGAGAUCGAAGACCAAGACAAAUCAAAGGAAAUCGCGGUGGUAACACAGGUGGCAAAGGUAGAGGAGUUGGGAGGGGGGUAACAAUAGAAAUGGAAGAUUCACAGGAAGUUGAAGAUGAUGAAAGCGAGAAUGUAGAGGUCGCUGUAAAUAGCGUUGAAAACGAUACUUACGAUGAUGCACCUGAACUGUUGAAAGAUGAAAGCACAACGAAUAAAGAUGCACCAGCCGAGUGCAAUGAAUACAUAGACUAUGGCAAUUCAGACAAAUAUGGAGACGGUCACAUGGGAGGAUACGACCUGCCGACAGCUACUACGGACCUGUCAAUCAAUGGGGGGGAUAGCUAUCAAAUCACGGAACAGUAAGAACAAAAACGUUGCACUCGACUCAGUCUGGUUGGAUUUUUACAGGAUGUCAACUCCUUGUUGGUGCUUAAUAUAUUUAACAAAUGGCACAAGAGAAGAUUAUUUCGGUUUUGAUUAUUUGUACAGCAGCUUUAAAAAGCUGAUAGAAAUAUCCAGUAAAAUUCUCUGUUUACAAAUUGACCAACCAGAGAUUACUGUUUAUUGCAGGUCUGAAUUUUAGGCAUAAACAUAUCAUUUUUUUCAACCAUGGUUGGUUUUUGAUUGGUAAUAUAGACAGACAUAGAUAUUGGAUAGUUACUGCCCGGUUUCUUCUCCCUCCAUAAUUGUAAAUUAUAAUGACAAGACUUGGUGUAAUCCUUCUUGCAGUGAUGGACUGUGUUUUUAAUUCCUUGGAUAAUUCAGAAAUUAACGAUACCAAGCAUAUUUGAUGUGUUGAUUAUAAGCUGAAGAUAGUAGUUUCCCGUCCCCUGACUUUUUAUCCUUCAACUCAUUGGUAUGGUUAAGAAAUUGAUAUUGUAUUAUUAUACUAUGACUAGCAAUACUGUAUACGGAACAGUAAAAAAAUGUGUAAGCUAGUUCUCUGCAUGUUCAUUGACAAUGAAAUGGCACUCGUUCUGACGCUCAUUCUGAAAUCCUAGUUUAAUAGAAAUGUUAGUUUUCAAAAUUUUCCUUGUGAAUUAGUUCAGUAAUAAAUUUUUCUAGGAGUUGUAGGAACAAAGUUUUUUUGUAAGCCAUCUUAAAUUACAGUACAUUAUUAGAUGAAAAUAUUGUAUAAGCUUGGAUUGUAUACUCUAAGCCAUGACUAUUUGAAAUAGUUACAAAUUAGCCAGUGUCCCUAGAAGUAUUGUCCAUGUAUUCCCACAAUUUUUUAGUAUUGGGAGACAACUCUCAAAAUUUAUUUUUUGCCUUGAAUACUCAAAAAAAUUGCAUGUGUAAGUUAACAUUAAUACAAACUAAGAAUCUAUAGAAACACAAAUAAGUGAAGAAAAUUUUAAUUUAGUUGAGGGCUGUUCUAUCUGUUGUGCACCCUCCUCCUUCCUUGUUUGCCAAACUGCUUCGUUGUAAAGUUUUGUGAUGUACUGUAAUAAUGUAGGAUGGUAAAAUUUCAUAGCCUUGCUUUUGAUGUAAAUAGCGCCUAGACCAUAUCAAAAUCAAAAUAGUUGAUUUUUGAUAUUCAUGCAGGUGACAUGCCAAUGAACUCUUCAUCAGAAAUGAAACAUUUAAAAUGAUAGUGAUUUUAUUGAUCAUCAGGCACUAAUUAAUAUCUUUCUUAAAAACCUAUAAGAGAUUUUCAUCUAAAGCCGCACACCAUACUGUUCAAAUCAAUCCCUCUUAAGGAAAAUAUAUCAAUUGGUCAAUGUACUGUCAUGCAAUUAAUCAUGAUGGAGAUUUUUGUUGAGAGUUGAAGAAUGUUCUGGUAUGAAGGGGUAUGCUAUAUCUGCGAGCAGUCUGCAAUUGGUAGAAAAAAUGCAGCGUUUUUGUAGUAUGCAAAGGCUUCAUGUAUUUUGUAUUAAAUACAAACUAAGAAAAAAA
Anneissia japonica is the source of this 4761-nucleotide messenger RNA. Its product is annotated as constitutive coactivator of PPAR-gamma-like protein 1. The transcript is spliced from 15 exons. Lineage: Eukaryota; Metazoa; Echinodermata; Crinoidea; Comatulida; Comatulidae. The record is from RefSeq and is a predicted model, not a curated record. Gene Ontology annotation, cellular component: nucleus. The coding region runs from base 166 to 3228 and encodes 1020 amino acids.